GGGGUCCACACAACCGGGGCACGAACGACACGAAGAGCCAGCUUACCUCCAUGCAUCGGCAAUCAGGACAAGUUAGCUUUCGAGUUAUUUUUUAAUAACUUCAGCUGCUUGAGGUGUAAAUUAAAUGUGAUACCUAAGCAUAUAAAGAUCUAAAUUCAACUUAUUACCAGCUUAAAUUAUGACGAAAACGAAACGAACCUAGCUCUUAGAACGAACCUAGCCCAAAUAUAAACUACCGCAACCGAAAGCUCUCUUACAUUUCUACAAGUGAUCACCCUUCUGUAAAAUGGCUUCCAUUCAGGAAGAACCCAUCGGGACCACCAUAACAUCACCAUCGAAGCGAAGCAUCGCCAAUAUCAGCACGGACUCGUCCAGUAUCCAGGGUCAGGCGGCAGCAGCGCCGACGGGCGCUCGGCGCUCGUUCGGGCCUCAUCACGGACCACUCACACCCGACAUCAGAGGGGGCGGUGACGGCGGCGGGGCAGACGUCAAACCGGGGCCGUCCUUCUCUGGGCGGGAGUCGCUCGGCGGCCGGUCCCGCAGCCGCAGCCUGCGUCCCAGCCAGACAUCUCAGUCGCGAGCGCCCAGCAGCUCCCUGCUCGAUCCGUCCGGUGUGUCAUGGGGGUCAAACGCGAGCGGCGGCGGCCGCAGGGUCACCACACACCCCCGCGGGCAGCCAUCAUCUGACCCUGCCGGGCCUCGACUUUGGCCAGCGGCGGGUGAGUCGGUACCGGCGGCACCGGCUCGCCGGCCGGCAGGGUCGCACCGCCUCCCGCGAACAGUACCAGAACGCGGUGGCCGUGACGCACGCGGUGGCGCACUGGCGGUGGCGCGCGCAGCCGCACCGUCACCUGACCACGGGCAGUGAGCCGGACCGCGACCUGCCCGAGAGCAUGCAGCCGGAACUGCCGGCGCACAGCCGCUGGCUCUGGAACGCCAAGAACGGCGACCUCUUCUGGCAGACGGACGACGAUAACCCGGUGGAGCUCUUCUACCAAACGUCGCUCGGAGAGGAGGCUAUCAAAAAGCAGAUCGGCCUCUUCGGGAAGAGGUACAAACAAUACCCGAACCCGGCAACCAUGGCUGUCCCCGAGCCAGGACGACACCUCUUCGCUCGCGCCGUCUCCAAGGUAGUGGAUCGCGACGGUCACACGAUCGAGGGUAAGGUCGAGAUUGAUGAUGUCAAGGCCGUGGCCGAGGCGGCCGUGGGUCAGUUCUUUCCGACAGCGUUCGGCCGACGCAGAUUCUCAGAGAUGCCGAACGUCAACCACUUCCUAUUGAGCAUCAUCGAGUACUUCCACCACUACUUCAAGGAGAGAAAGCUGAGCGAGAUGGCGCAGCAGCACAACUGUCUCGUGUACGACGAGGCCGGCGUGGCGGAGCGGCGCGUGCGCAUGAAGGACUGCCUGCUGGAGGCCUCCCGGUGUUACGCCAUCUUCAUCCUGGGCCGCGGCAUGCCGUUCCACCACACCAAUGAGGGUGCGUUCGGCACCAUCUCGGCCUCCUCGGUGGACCGCCAGUUCUGGGAGGCGCUCUACGCCUUCACCAUCCAGGUGGUGUGGAUCACCUUCGGCCGGCCCAACUGCACCGUCAUGCUGCGGGAGAUGGGCCGCAUCUUCCGCACCCUGUACCUGGACCCGGCGCGCCGCGAGGCCGAACGGUCCACCGGCAAGUACCAGAACGCGGCGCGCCGACGCGACGCGCUGCUCAGCCAGAUGCCCAACAAACUGAGCGCCAGGGACCACCCGAAGGGCAAGCACCGCUCCAAGGCCGACGAGCUGGCGUCGCACAACUACAUCGCCAUGUGCGUGGCGAUGGCCCGCGUGUACGGCGUCUACGACUGCCCGCCGAUGCCGCCCAAACCUAUCUACAGCCUGCUGAAGAACCGGUCGGCGUUCGUGGACGCCCUCCUAGCCGAGGAUCCCCACCGGCACCCCAACACGACCCACGUCGUGGAGCGAACCUCGAUCGGCAUUCUCGGUCACCCACGGAGCGAAUUUGACGACAACCUGGACCCGAUCGACCUGAAGCGCGAGGACAAAUUCCGACAGCUCAAGUUCCUCGGUCCGAUCACUGAACGUGCCGACAAGACUCGGAUCGCCUCUGUGACGCCGUACUUGUUGCUGCCCACCCUGCCGUCUGCCUCUGACCUCGAGAAGUACACCUAGAGGGAGGGUCAAACUAUACAGGGCACACAGACACAGGAAGCCGACCACCGCAACUCAGGACGGAGCCAACAAAAGCUAACAGCACCGAGAGUGGGAACGGAGCUGGGAUGACCAACACGGGUGAAGAACAGAGAUCAUCAGGGGAAGCAGAAUGACACCUUUGGAGAGAGCAGGAUAUACGGAAGGGCUGCAGAGGUGACAAUAAUCCAAUUCACCACUUCUUACGAGAUCGUGGGAUUGGUUAGCUACUGCAACAUCCUACCAACGGGGUACUUCCAGCGGUAUCGAUACAUUCACGUUUAAAAGCAGCAUGCUGGAAGAAAGGAUCAUGCGCCGAUAGGGCGAACAAACGAAAAAUAUCGAAGUAAAAUAAAGCACGUUAGCCGAAGGGAGAUCCGCGGCCGGCGACAGAUCCUCUAUUAGGCGGUUUGAUACGGAUAGCAAAUUACGAACGGCAAGUGUUGACGCUGUGGUCAGUUACUUAAAAAGUGUCCUGUAAGCUAGCCUGAAUGGAAGGCACUACAUACUUGCAAUUAGACGACGGAACACAAGCUGAACAAAUUAGGUAUGAUGGAAUUCAUCGGGAAGAUAAGCACACAAUGUAUUCUUCUUCGUUGACGAAAACCAUAGCACUCUUAAAUAAAUAGUUCAUCAGCAUACUCUAAACUAUCAGCUAUUAAAUGUGGUUUUUGUUUAAAUUCGUUAUAGAAAUUGGACAGGAACUUUGAAUGUCCCGACUCGACCCGAGUUAGCAAGAUCAAGAGGCAUCAUUGUUUGUUGUCUACUUUACCGUUCUAUAAGACCACUAAGUAUACAAGAUCACCAAUGUGGCAUUGGGCAGACUGUGCAACGUGGAACCUCCAAAUGAA
Amphibalanus amphitrite is the source of this 3037-nucleotide messenger RNA. Its product is annotated as protein phosphatase 1 regulatory subunit 36-like. Gene Ontology annotation, molecular function: phosphatase binding. The record is from RefSeq and is a predicted model, not a curated record. Lineage: Eukaryota; Metazoa; Arthropoda; Thecostraca; Balanomorpha; Balanidae. The transcript has 2 exons. Bases 894 to 2168 code for a protein of 424 amino acids. Gene Ontology annotation, biological process: negative regulation of phosphatase activity.